Drosophila obscura is the source of this 1211-nucleotide messenger RNA. Its product is annotated as protein brown-like. The annotation marks the transcript as partial. Gene Ontology annotation, cellular component: plasma membrane. The record is from RefSeq and is a predicted model, not a curated record. The transcript is spliced from 3 exons. Lineage: Eukaryota; Metazoa; Arthropoda; Insecta; Diptera; Drosophilidae. Gene Ontology annotation, molecular function: ATP binding; ATP hydrolysis activity.
UCCAUGGGUACCAGCUCGGAACUCUCUCUCUCUUGGUGCCGUGAUUUACAGACAGAUUUAAGGUUUCUCCCCCGCGAAUGAAAGAUUGAAGGUGUGACCGCGUACCCGCCGACAGAUAUGCAAAUACAUUGUGUGCUACAGUUCCUGACAUAAGAUAAGAUAAAGUGCUGGCUGCCAUUCCAUUCCAUCCUCGAGCGAGCGAUAAGCCUGGCCGGGAUUAGUGAAUGCUGGUUGCAGCAGACAAGUCAAAUAUAAAUAUACAAAGAGCCCAAUUCGAAACGAAACGAGACCCAUUCUUAUCCGUCCAUUGAACUCUGCUGGCUGUUUGAAUGAACGUGUCGGAGCCACAGCAGCCGCAGGGCCCGUCCCUGUGCCUGGAGUGGAAGCAUCUCAACUACUAUGUGCCCGCCCAGGAGCAGAGCAACUACAGCUUCUGGAACGAGUGCCGCAAGAAGCGCGAGCUGAGGAUACUCCAAGAUGCCAGCGGCCACAUGAAGACCGGCGACCUCAUCGCCAUAUUGGGCGGUUCGGGGGCUGGAAAAACCACAUUGCUGGCGGCAAUUUCCCAACGAUUGCGGGGUAACCUAACCGGGGAUGUGGUUUUGAACGGAAUGGCCAUGGAGCGGAAUCAGAUGACGCGUAUCUCCAGCUUUCUGCCGCAGUUUGAGAUCAAUCUUAAAACCUUUACGGCCUACGAGCAUCUCUACUUUAUGUCGCACUUCAAGAUGCAUCGUCGCACCACCAAGGCGGAAAAGCGCCAGCGUGUGGUGGAUUUAUUGCUGGCUGUGGGCCUCAGGGACUCCGCCCACACCCGAAUCCAAGAGCUGUCCGGGGGGGAGCGGAAGCGCCUCAGCCUGGCCGAGGAGCUGAUCACGGAUCCCAUCUUUUUGUUCUGCGACGAACCCACUACGGGCCUGGACAGCUUCAGUGCCUACUCGGUGAUCAAGACGCUGCGCCAUCUGUGCACCCGGCGGCGCAUAACCAAGCACUCGCUGAGCCAGGUAUACGGCGAGGACUCCUUCGAACCGCCUAGUGGCGAGAGCAGCGGCUGCAGCUCCAUCGAAAUGGAGAUUGUGGCCAAAUCGCAUGAGAGCCUGCUGAAGGGUAUGCGGGAUCUGCCCACGCUGAGCCUGCUCAACAGCAGCCCGAACGGGACGCACAAGAAGGCGGCCAUUUGCUCCAUCCACCAGCCCACGUCGGACAUCUUUGAG